Messenger RNA from Staurois parvus, 910 nucleotides. Lineage: Eukaryota; Metazoa; Chordata; Amphibia; Anura; Ranidae. The record is from the annotation of a GenBank genome assembly.
AUGUCAGGUACAGACAGGAAGUGAUGUCAGAGAGGUGAUACCAGGAAGAAGAGAGAGGAGACAUUGGUGGAAGUGGCAGCAGAGGAGUUAUCCGUCUACAAGGAGACCUGUAGGAGACCUGUAUGAGAUCACAUGAUGGAUGAGGAGGAGGAGGACCGGAGUCACACUGAUGACUGAGAGAAGAUCUACUAAACCUCACCCUGGAGAUCAUCUACCUGCUGACCGGAGAGAGAUUUCCACUUCUGAAGUCAGGUGAUCAUAUGACCAUCACAGUGCCUCCAUGUGACUCCCUAAAACCUGAGAGACACAACAUGCAGAAGAUUCUAGAAGUCACCAAGAGAUGAUGGGGCUACUGACAGGAGAGGUUCCUAUAAGGUGUCAGGGUGUCACUGUCUAUUUCUCCAUGGAGGAGUGGGAGUAUUUAGAAGGACACAAGGAUCUCUACAAGGACGUCAUGAUGGACAAUCAGCCGCCCCUCACAUCACCGGAGUGCGGGAAGGGUUUCCGUUCUAAAUCCAAUUUUAAUGUGCAUAAAAGAAUUCACACGGGUGAGAAGCCAUAUUCCUGUCUUGAGUGUGGGAAAUGUUUUUCAGUCAAGUCGCAUCUUGACAUACAUAAGAGGUUUCACACAGGGGAGAAGCCGUAUUCUUGUUCUGAGUGCGGGAAAUGUUUUUCAGUGAAGUCCAGUCUUUCAUCACAUCAGAGAUUGCACACGGGGGAGAAGCCAUAUUCCUGCCCUGAGUGCGGGAAAUGCUUUUCAUUCAAAGCCAGUCUUCACACACAUCAGAGAACUCACACGGGUGAGAAGCCAUAUUCCUGUCCUAAACAUGGGAAAUGUUUUUCAGUAAAAUCCAGUCUUUUGCAGACAUCAGAGAUCUCACACGGGGGAGAAGCCACUUUCCUGUCCUGA